This is a messenger RNA of Penicillium taxi, 1458 nucleotides long. RefSeq names its product CAIB/BAIF family enzyme. Gene Ontology annotation, molecular function: catalytic activity. Bases 1 to 1458 code for a protein of 485 amino acids. The record is from RefSeq and is a predicted model, not a curated record. NCBI's taxonomy places the organism in Eukaryota, Fungi, Ascomycota, Eurotiomycetes, Eurotiales, Aspergillaceae. The transcript has a single exon.
AUGUCGAAACUUGGUCUCAAUAGGUCAGCCUUCUCCGCCAGAGACACCGUGUGUCAUAUUUGGAAAGGCCUAGGGCUCCCAGAAGAAACACUGAGCUCUCUAUAUAUUACCGGGAAUGAAUCACUUCUACCUUCGUCAUUCAAGAUCGCCGAUCUCGCCCAGGCAUCCAUCAGCUUGACUGCACUCCUAGCAGCACAAAUACACGCCCUUCGCAACUCGGCACUGACUCCUGCUGUAACAGUGUCUCGCGAACAUGCAGUUAUUGAAUUCAAAUCUGAAAGACUUUACACAAUAGAUGGCCAGCCGGCACCCUCCUGCUGGGGUCCUAUCGGCGGACUGCAUAAGUCAGCCGACGGAUACGUGAGAGUUCAUGAUAACUUUCUAAACCAUUGCAAUGGUGCAAAAGUGCUGCUCGGGUGCUCUCUCGAUGCAGAUCGUGCGGAAGUUGGGUCUAAGAUUGCCUCAUGGAAGUCAGUAGACCUUGAAAUAGCAGCUUUCGAUGCUAAAGUGGUUAUUUCGGCUCUGCGAAGCUACUCAGAAUGGGAUGUCACACCCCAGGCGCAAGCUGUGUCGGACUUCCCAAUCACGCUCCGGAAGAUCGGGGAUGCCCCCGUUGGAUUUCCCAAAGGGAUGAAAGGCAACAAUGCAGACAAAGCUCUUAGAGGUCUUCGAGUUCUAGAAUUUUCUCGAGUGAUUGCAGCUCCCCUUUCUGGUAGGACUCUGGCAGUACACGGAGCGGAUGUUCUUUGGGUGACGAGCCCACAUCUACCCGAUAUUCCAGCCCUCGAUCGUGACCUUGGCCGUGGCAAAAGAACCAUUCAAUUUAAUUUAAACGAACUUCACGGUUCAUCGGAGUACCAAAGACUUUUGGAGGAUGCCGAUGUAGUCAUUCAAGGUUACCGUCCUGGUAGCCUUGCAUCGCGUGGGUUGAUCCCAGAGACUCUUGCACACCGAUUCUCUCAUCGGGGCAUCAUAUGCGCGAAUCUUUCGGCAUAUGGGCCUGAUGGUCCUUGGUCCGAUAAACGCGGCUACGACUCCCUUGUCCAGACAUGUUCCGGAAUGAAUGCUUCCGAAGCUGAGCACUACGGGGCUGGAGAGCCUGCACGACCCAUGCCAUGCCAGGCUUUAGAUCAUGCGGCUGGCUAUUUCCUUGCGUUUGGUAUCCAGGCUGCUUUGUACAAGCAAGCGACGGAAGGCGGAUCCUGGCAGAUUGACGUGUCCCUUGCGGGUGUCAUGAAGUAUUUAAGGUCGCUAGGUCAAUUUGAAGGGAAGUCGGGCUUCCAAAUCCCAGACAAUUAUAACUGUAUGGCAGACGUGCCUGCACAGUAUCUGGAGACAAGGGAUAGUGGAUUCGGUGAAAUGACUGCUCUUCGACAUUCGGCAUCCAUUGAGGGAGUUGAAGUUGGAUGGGAUAUCAUGCCAAAACCAUUAGGCUCGGAUGAAAAGAAAUGGCUGUAA